AUGGGUGCCGUCGUCUCUUGCAUUAAGUCGGUCUUCCGCACCAUCGGAAACUGCAUCAUGGCCAUUGUCAACGCCAUCGCUGCUGGUCUUAAGGCAAUCAUCAACGCCAUCGUCUCCCUCUUCGGCAUCAUCAUCAGCUGCCUCACCUGCGGACGCGGCGGCGGCCGAAAGAGGACAACGCAUACUAGUAGAGUCUAG
This is a messenger RNA of Alternaria ethzedia, 198 nucleotides long. RefSeq lists its product as uncharacterized. NCBI's taxonomy places the organism in Eukaryota, Fungi, Ascomycota, Dothideomycetes, Pleosporales, Pleosporaceae. The transcript has 2 exons. The record is from RefSeq and is a predicted model, not a curated record. The coding region runs from base 1 to 198 and encodes 65 amino acids.